ACCCACAGUGACCUGUUUCCAAAAGCCCAGCCCGGUGAGGUUCCUUUGACCACACACCUGCCGAAGUCAUCUACAGCUAGAAGAUGCAGCACCUGCGCGUGUACCUGCUCAUCUCCGCCCUGGCCCUGGCCGCCUUCUCCGAAGGGUCUAGGAAAUCCCCUUUCCUGGCGCAUCAUCAACCCUCAGGUCCAGGGGCCAACCGGGGCCUGGAGCCGCUCUGGCUGGACCAGCUGGGCCCAGCCCCUCGUCACCAGCGGCAGCUGUGGCCCGAGGGCCCCUCACACCAUGUGGGAGAUCUGUCCAAGAAGCAGGGGCCGUGGAUGGAGGAGGAAGAGGCGUACGGGUGGAUGGACUUUGGCCGCCGCAGUGCUGAGGAAGGGGACCAGCAGCCCUAG
Molecule: messenger RNA, 395 nt
Organism: Echinops telfairi (small Madagascar hedgehog)
Lineage: Eukaryota; Metazoa; Chordata; Mammalia; Afrosoricida; Tenrecidae
Gene: GAST
Product: gastrin
Exons: 3
Coding region: 84-395 (103 amino acids)
Cellular component (GO): extracellular region
Molecular function (GO): hormone activity
Source: RefSeq, a predicted model, not a curated record